Molecule: messenger RNA, 1329 nt
Organism: Pyrenophora tritici-repentis Pt-1C-BFP
Lineage: Eukaryota; Fungi; Ascomycota; Dothideomycetes; Pleosporales; Pleosporaceae
Cellular component (GO): mitochondrion
Molecular function (GO): (3R)-hydroxyacyl-[acyl-carrier-protein] dehydratase activity
Source: RefSeq, a predicted model, not a curated record
AUGUGGGCAGGCGGCUCUCUUCAGGUGAAGGCUGAUGCUUAUUUCGACAAGUCCCUUGGCUUCGUAUUGGAUACACCCAUGUUGGGCACAGAAUGCAUCAAAAAGGUCGAGCUGCGGGGAGAGGGUGAUGCUGCCAAAAUCUUUGUCACAGUCGAACGCCGCUUCGCCCGUGUCGACCACUUGGCGAAAAGCUACACAGAAGAGCAUGGCUCGUUAGGAAGGGCGACGGGUCUAGAGAGAGUCCAAGGGUAUUUUGCAGAACAAAUCCGUAAAGACGAGGGCUGGGGUCAUGCCUUGUUGAAAGAGGAGCGCAACCUCGUCUUCUUCAAGAAGGUCGCUGCAGCCGAGGCGCGAAAUGCUCAUGUCAAGUAUCUCACUCCUCCUGGUGAACGUAACUUUGCGCAUACACUUACCCCCAACCGUACCCUUCUGUUCCGCUUCUCCGCCCUCACCUUCAAUGCUCACCGCAUCCAUCUCGAUCCUGACUAUGCCCGCAAAGUCGAAGGCCAUCGUAAUUUGUUAGUCCAUGGCCCCUUGUCUUUGGUACUGCUCCUGCAAGUCUUCAACCACCACGUGGCCAAGGAGACGGAGGGAAUGCAAGUUGUCGAGUCUAUCGAGUAUCGCAAUCUCUCCCCGCUUUACUGUGACGAGGAGAUGCGCAUAUGUGGCUUCAAGAAAAAGACAUUGUUCAACGGUGCCAUCUAUGAUGUAUGGAUCGAAGGACCUACCGGUGGUGUUGCUGUAACAGGCACUAUCUACACAACCAUGCGCGAAAAGGUGCCACCUCCAUCGGACCCCAAACCCGCCCCCCAAACCAACACUACAAUUCUCACCAACGAUCCGCCCAUUCUUCAAUCCCAGGCUAUGUUCACCCCUCAGUCGAAUAGCACAACAAGUUCAGCUGGUUCAGAACAGCACAUUGUGCCGGAAUACAAGGCUUCCUUUAUACGGCUGGAGGAUGAGGUUUUGCGACGUCGCAUGCACAAGUCCCGGAGAGACGCCGAUAAGGCUGAAACCAAAGCUGCUAAGAAGCAACAGAAGCUGUUGGAUAAAGCGAAAAAAGCAGCCCAAAAGGCAGCUCAACGAGAGAAACAAGCAGCUAAGAAAGCGAUGGUAUCGACAUCUACCAAGCUCGAGGCUUUGUCAGAAGCGCACGAUUCAGCUGAGCCGGAUACUACCCCAAGUCAUGAAUCUGCUUCAAGCGCUGAUCCCUCAGGCUCAGAGCCGGCUUCUGAAACCGAGCACCCAAACGAACUGUCUUCGCCGCCUUCUACGAGCUCUGGGCGACUUUCCAGGCCCCAAGAAAGUGCUACUCUGGCAUUAGAAUAA